Phalaenopsis equestris is the source of this 1010-nucleotide messenger RNA. RefSeq lists its product as uncharacterized. The coding region runs from base 74 to 820 and encodes 248 amino acids. The transcript is spliced from 2 exons. The record is from RefSeq and is a predicted model, not a curated record. Gene Ontology annotation, molecular function: S-adenosylmethionine-dependent methyltransferase activity. NCBI's taxonomy places the organism in Eukaryota, Viridiplantae, Streptophyta, Magnoliopsida, Asparagales, Orchidaceae.
CCAUUGAGAAAGCAUAUCGCAGGCCUAAACAAUAUUUGUUCCAAUCUCCUCCGUCGCCCAUCCAGUCCAAGCGAUGAGCACGACGAAGCCCCUCUUCAAACCCUUCCUCUUCCUCCUCACCCUCUCCCUCCUCUUCAUCCUCCCCCUCCUAUUUUCCCGCUCAAACCUCCGCCUCCAACUCCCCCUCUCUUCCACACCCACCCCCUCCCUCCUCAAGAUCCGCCCCGGCUUCCGCUCCUACGACGACUACCUCAAACUCCAGCUCAACAAAACCCUAAACCCUCGACUCCGCCGCCUCUGGGCCACCCGAGACUGGAACCGCAAAAUCUCCGUCUUCUCCCGCUUCUUUCUCAAUCUCCGCCAAUCAGGCUUUCUAUCAAACACCUCCCGUGCCCUCUGCGUGGGCGCCCGUAUGGGCCAGGAAGUCGCCGCGUUACAAACUGUGGGCGUCGUCGACUCGAUCGGAAUAGACCUGGUACCAUCGCCGCCGUUGGUUCUCCAGGGCGACUUCCAUUCCCAGCCAUUCCCCGAUUCUUCCUUCGAUUUCGAGUUCUCCAAUGUGUUCGAUCACGCGCUUUAUCCGCAGCGCUUCGUUGGAGAGAUCGAACGCACGCUUCGCCCGGGAGGCAUCUGCGUCCUCCAUGUCGCCCUCGGCCGCCGCGGCGAUCGCUAUUCCGCUAAUGAUCUUUUUGGUGUGGAGGGGGUCACGGCUCUGUUUAAAGAUUCCGAUCUCGCUCGUGUGCGGAAGGUCGAUGGGUUCGGCCUUGAUACAGAGCUCGUUAUACGGAAGAAGAAGAUGAGAAGCAGGGAUCGGCUUUAAGCUCUACCUCCACCGAAUGAGAAAAUCUCUAGACGCAUUGCAGCAUUCUCUGUUGAAAUGGAGGCCCGUUUCUUUGAGAUGAGAUCGGAGCUAGAGGCCAACAUGGAGGUCAAGGUGAAAGUUGAGUUGGAUUUCUUCCAGUAGAGGAUGAGGGAGUGUGGCAAGACAACGACAACUUUGGAGGAAGAGG